Myotis lucifugus (little brown bat) is the source of this 759-nucleotide messenger RNA. RefSeq names its product putative spermatogenesis-associated protein 31D4. The record is from RefSeq and is a predicted model, not a curated record. Lineage: Eukaryota; Metazoa; Chordata; Mammalia; Chiroptera; Vespertilionidae. The transcript has 4 exons. The coding region runs from base 1 to 759 and encodes 252 amino acids.
AUGAGUACAAGUUCAAGAUAUUAUCACAGCGAGGAAGAUGACAGGGAGCUGUUUUCUUUCUUGAGAAGCUUUCCCCCUCCUGUCUCCUGCAGCACCCUGGGACAGAAUUAUGACAUCACCCGCUUUCGUCGACUUUUAUGUCCAGACUCCUCCUGUGAGGUGUGUAACAAUGCAGCCACUGAAAUCCAGGGGCUUUUCUUAAAGGCUUUGGAAGCUUCUACUCCAUCUGUGUCUCCUGUGGCUUCCACAGCUCCUGUGACAGCUUCUACUUUGACACAAUAUGAUUUACAUCACGGGUUUCUUGCCCUCCGUUCUACAAAGACCUCUUUUGGGGCAGACCCUGAAGCCAAACUUGUAAAUCCAGGUCAUCUCUUAGUUCUCGGUCCUGAUGAGCAUGACUCAGCACAGGAGUACAUAUAUCCUAAGACCUGGGAAGACCACCUAAAGAAAACACUUGCCCAGCUAUUCUGGGGUCUGCCAACUCUGCACAGCGAAUCCUUGUCCUCUGCUGUCCAUGCCUCGGGUGACUAUUCAAUCUUCUUCAAUAGCAUCUCAAAUUCCUUCACAGACCAAGAAUCCCCAGGACUUGCUUAUGUACAAUCUCCAUCCUUGGCAGAGGUCCAACCUCAACCCUUGCCUCAAACCCUGCCUCAAUCCCAGCACUUACAUCUCACUCAGAUCGAAACCCAGGCCCACCUUCAAUCCCCAUUCCCAAUCCUACCAUCCAGUCCCAUUACCAGAAUAAGAUCUGUGAAAUGA